This is a messenger RNA of Drosophila gunungcola (fruit fly), 1481 nucleotides long. Its product is annotated as facilitated trehalose transporter Tret1. Gene Ontology annotation, molecular function: sugar transmembrane transporter activity. Lineage: Eukaryota; Metazoa; Arthropoda; Insecta; Diptera; Drosophilidae. Bases 61 to 1443 code for a protein of 460 amino acids. Gene Ontology annotation, cellular component: membrane. The record is from RefSeq and is a predicted model, not a curated record. Gene Ontology annotation, biological process: carbohydrate transport; transmembrane transport. The transcript has 6 exons.
CAAACAGCCAUCGCAAUUGUGGCGAAACGCUGAAGUGUGACUGACAUUCCCACGGCUGAAAUGGCUAGAAUUUUCGCGAACUCCCUGCUGAGGCACCAAACACGUUACCAGCUUUUGGCCACUGUCAUUGUGAACAUCAUUACCUUUAGCCAUGGAGUGGGAGUGGGCUGGCUCUCACCGACACUUACCAAAAUUCAAACUGCCGAUUCGCCGCUAAACUUCGAAGUAAAUCUGGCCGAGUUAUCAUGGCUGGGCUCGAUGCUGGGACUGGGAAGCCUGUGUGGUAAUUUAACCAUAGCGCUGCUUAUUGAAAGAGCCGGAAGGAAAUUUUGCCUUUACCUAAUGGCCGUACCCUACGCGUGCAUUUGGAUUUUGAUCUAUUGUGCCUCGAAUGUGUAUUUCCUGUAUGCAGCACGGUUUUUGUGUGGGUUCACCGGAGGUGCUGGUUACGUGGUGGUUCCGAUUUUCAUCAGUGAAGUCGCAGACAGCGACAUUCGAGGGGCUCUCACUUCCAUGGUGAUGUUAUCCGUCGAUUUGGGAAUACUGGCUGGCUAUAUACUCAGCACCUAUCUGGCCUAUCACGUUGUACCCUUCUUGGCUAUUAUCUUGCCGGUGGCCUACUUUAUGGCCAAUAUAAUGUUACCCGAAACAGCUCCAUUUCUGCUGAGGAAAAGCCAACUGGGUGCAGCUGAGAAUUCGUUUAGGUACUACAGAAAUCAGCGAAAUGCUGUUGCUGACCCAUCCUCCAAAGAUAAUUUCGAGGAGCUUCGCACAGCCGUUCUGGCUCAGCAGACGAGGAAUUCUACACCGCUGAGUUACAAGGACCUCACUACCAAGCCAGCUCUAAAGGGUUUUGCCGCCUCAAUUGUCCUCAGCUUGGGCUACCAAUUCAGUGGCGUUUUUAGCUUCAUCAACUAUAUGUCCGACAUAUUCAAAGCCUCUGGCUCGAUUGUGGAUGUUAACACUGCCACCAUUAUCAUUGGAAUAGUGCAAAUUGUGGGCGUGUACACUUCGACCAUAUUCGUGGACAUCGUGGGCAGAAGACUUCUGAUGCUGAUCUCUACCAUGGGCGUGGGCAUCGGAUGCAUUGCCUUUGGUUGCUUCACUUACUUUGACGACAUCUAUGAUCUCAGCGAAUUUAAUUGGCUGCCUUUGGUGCUGAUGAUAUUCAUCUGCUACGUGGCGAACAUUGGAUUGAUCGGAAUCUUUUUCCUGGUCCUGGUGGAGCUCUUUCCAGUGAAGAUUCGUUCCCUAGCCACUUCCAUGUCGGUGAUUUUCUUGAGUAUUCUGGUUUUCGGCACCCUGAAACUGUUUCCCCUGAUGCUGCACUUUUGGGGAAUUUCGAUAACCAUGUGGUUCUCUGCCGCCUCUGGAUUGCUGACUUUCCUUUACUUCUGGCUAUUUCUGCAGGAAACUAAGGGAAAGUCUAUGAUCGAAGACUAACAUCCUCUAAGUCAACCAGCUUUUAUUAUUUGAUGAUU